This is a messenger RNA of Oncorhynchus nerka (sockeye salmon), 6486 nucleotides long. Its product is annotated as ankyrin repeat domain-containing protein 50-like. Gene Ontology annotation, molecular function: protein binding. The record is from RefSeq and is a predicted model, not a curated record. The transcript has 6 exons. NCBI's taxonomy places the organism in Eukaryota, Metazoa, Chordata, Actinopteri, Salmoniformes, Salmonidae. The coding region runs from base 751 to 4935 and encodes 1394 amino acids.
AGCAGCAACACACGUUUCUAUUUGGGGGGCGGCACUGUGUGAGGUGUGCGGACUGACGACACGUGAAUGGAAAUAUCGACAGAAUAUAGUAUAAUUAAAAACAAAAGUGCAGAUGUAAAUCAACUAUGCACGGGGAACUAAUUAUGAUGAUCAAAUCUUGUCAGGAUUAAAUGAUUGUACAUGUGGUGUAACAUUAGAAUAAAACUCCACUGACGGAAUGCCUCGGAAUCAUUGAAUUGCAAUCAACGACGGAGCAGCACGGACUAUCGAUAGGCUUAUGUACUGCCUGUAGCCUGUUCGACUCCUCUCGUACGACAGCCUACUGAGAUCGGUGUCUAGAGAAUCGGUAUGGUAGUUUAAGAACAGCGAUGUCGGCCUGGCAGUUGAUGCGGCACGCACCUGUAGCCUGCUGCCAAAGGACCAGGUUGAGACGGCAGAGAGACACACUGAUUGGCUGGAGGAAGCUGUGGAGAGAUGACGCACCAGAGUGUCCAGAGGACUGAUCCAAGAUGACUACAGACAACUGAGGAGGAUUAAGAGACUCUGAGAUGGUAUCUGGAGGAGUCCCCAGAUCAUAACGUCUGACGUUAGAACCUUCCGGACAGUACUCUGUCACCUUGUCACUGCCAGAGCUACCAAAGGUGUUGUGUAGUCCGUUCAAAUCGAAAGAGAAACUGUAAGAGGCGCCGGGGAUUAUGGGACGUUGGACCCGCGGUGGAGUGACUCCUGGUUAGUUCCCAGGGGGGCCCAAUGAGUGGUAGCAGCCAUAACACCAGCCUGCUACGGGGCCGCCGCUUCUACUGUCGGGAAUGGGCCCUGGAAAAGCUCCAGCGCUGUCUGGAAGCCAAGCCCGCUCCUGGCCGGCCACCGGGGAUCCUGGUAACUGGGGGUCCCGGGGCAGGAAAGACAGCUCUAUGCACGGAGGCAAUAUGGCCCAACUCGGACGCAGGGAUGCGGGUCGGACUGGCGCCCCAUUGCCUUGCAUUUCACUUCUGCCAGCGGGAGGACGGGGGGAGCGUGGCGGUGUGGAGGUUUGUCCUGGGACUGGUGGAUCAGCUGAGGGUCAGCCCCCUCCUCCCCCUGGGGUACAGGGACACACUGGACAGCCCGUUGGUGGCUCCCACCCUGGAGCCCCUACACUGCCAGAGGGACCCGGAUGACACUUUCAAAAGGGCGGUGUUGUUUCCCUUGCUGGACCUCCCUCCCCCAGAGAAGUCCCUAUUCCUGGUGGUAGACUCACUGGAAUCGGGGUAUGGGGCCGGUGAGGUGUCCAGCUGUGCUGGGGCUCCAGGGAGGAGCAGCUCUAUCUCAGAGCUCCUGUCCAGUCACCAGCACCUCCUGCCCAACUGGCUGCUCCUGGUCUGCUCUGUGCGCAGACAGAACAAGGCUGUGUGUAAGAUGUUCUCAGGUUUCCGUAAACUGUGUCUGGACGAUCUGCGUAAACCUGCGCCGGUACGUGACGUGCAGCACUAUAUCCUGCGGAGGCUGGACCAGGAGGGUGCGCUCCGUCGACAGCUGACCCCCGAGACGGCCGACAUGCUCAACUUGCUGCACAUCAAGAGUGGCGGCUGCUUCCUGUUUCUGGAACGCGUUCUAGACGGCGUGGCGGGAGCCUUGGUGGGGCUCCGGGAGAUCCGGGACAUCCCCGGGACCCUCAACGGCCUCUACUUGUGGCUCUGUCAGAGACUCUUCCCCAGAGGCCUGUUCCUCCAAGUCAGGCCCCUCUUCAACGCCCUACUGGCCUCCCCCAGGCCCCUCACCACCCAGGUGCUCUACACCGCCACCUGGACCCAGGACAUGUCCCUCAGCCUUCUGGACUUCCAGAGCAGGCUGAAGGCUCUGUCUACGCUGCUUAUCGACGGGCCGGGAGGCAGAAAGCUCCUGUUCCACACUAGUUUUGCAGAGUGGCUGACGGACGUGAAGUACUGCACCCAGAAGUAUCUGUGUAGCGUGUCUGAGGGACACACCAUGCUGGCCAUGGCUCUCACCCUGCGCGCCCCACACCUUAACACAGAGGACACCUGUCAGAUGGGCUCGCACCUGAUCAGCUCAGGCAUGCACAAGGACAACCCUGCCCUCCUGGCCCUGUGGCUGUUGUGGGCUGAUGUGCCCCCUCUGGCUAGCCCCUUUUCCCCCUCUUCCCCUGCCUCUCAGCCGCCUGUCCUGGUCAGGCAGGAGGUCCUCCAGCUGCUGAUGAAGAGUGGGGUGUUCCCUCCCUCCUGCGCCCCAGAUGGAGGCCCCAGCGUGGGGGUACAUUGUGCAGGAGGUGGGGGAGGCAUCAUCGGGCAGGCACUGGAGAAGCAGGACACAGUGAGGGUGCUACUGGACAGCGGGGUCAGCGUGAACCGGGCCGACCCCACAGACGGACGCACCCUCCUGGCCAGCGCGGCCCAUGCAGGCUCAGCCGAAGUGUCCGACCUACUCCUGACCCGAGGGGCUGACCCUCUGAUCAGUGACCACCAGGGCCAGACCCCCUUAACGCUGUCUGCCAGGCAGGGCCAUGUCAGGGUGCUGGGGAUGCUGCUGGACUGGGCCAGGGGGCUGGAUCUGGAGGCCGGCGUGGGGAUGGUGGAGCAUGCAGACAGCGAGGGCUGGACGGCCUUACGGUCAGCGGCCUGGGGGGGUCACACCGAGGCCGUGCACCUCCUCCUGGAUGCAGAGGCGGACGUGGACGGGUGUGAUGCUGAGGGCCGAUCGGCACUGAGGGCGGCGGCCUGGGGGGGUCACGAGGAGAUCCUCCUCACUCUGCUGGACCACGGGGCGCAGGUGGACAAGGUCGACCGGGAGGGCCGCACUCCACUGAUUGCCGCCUCCUACAUGGGCCAUCGGGAGGCGGUAGAGAUCCUGCUGGACCACGGGGCAGAGGUCGACCUGGCCGACGGAGACGGCCGUACUGCCCUGUCAGUGGCUUCUCUCUGUGUGCCCACAGCGGCUGGAGUCAAAGGUUACGGCGAAGUGGCCAGCCUGCUGUUGGAGCGAGGGGCGGACCCGGGGCACAAGGACCAGGAUGGGAUGACCCCGCUGCUGCUGGCUGCGUAUGAAGGUCACGAGGAGGUGGUAGAACUGUUGUUAGAGGCUGGGGCAGACGUAGACGAGAGCGCCGGGCCACACGCCGCUGCCGCUUCUGCAGCCGUCACCCCGCUGUUGGCGGCUGCCGCCAUGGGCCAUUCCGCGACAGUGGGCAGGGUGUUGUUCUGGGGCGCUACAGUGGAUGGCAUCGACGGGGAGGGUCGUACAGCUCUGAGCCUGGCAGCAGCACGGGGCAGCGUGGAGGUGGUCAGAGCACUUCUGGACCGAGGGCUGGAUGAGAACCAUAAAGACGAUCUGGGCUGGACCCCUUUGCACGCCGCCGCCUGCGAGGGCCACCGGGGGGUCUGUGCCGUCCUAACGGAGCGUGGGAGCAUGGCGCGUGUCGGAGAAAUGGACAUCGAGGGACGGACUCCCCUCAUCCUGGCAGCGCAGGAGGGCCACUGUGGCACGGUGAGGCUUCUGCUGGACCGCCGCUCGCCCAUCGACCACCGGGCGUACGACGGCCACUCUGCGCUGAGCGCCGCCGCCCUGGAGGGCCACGCUGAGGUGGUGGAGCUACUGAUGAGGCGGGGCACGGACACGGACGUACGGGACGCAGAGGGCCGUCCGCUGCUCUACCUCCUGGUCCUGGAGGGACAUCUGGACAUGGCUGCCCUCAUUAUGGAGAAAGGGGGCGUGCCCCUGGAGUCCCGGGACGGGGAGGGGCGCACGGCGCUGCAUGUGGCCUCCUGGCAGGGCAACCUGGAUGCAGUGGGGCUGCUGUUGAGCCAUGGGGCGGACCCUAACACCCAGGACGGGGAGGGACGACCCCCCUUGCACUCCGUAGCCUGGCGGGGUCAUGUUGAGCCUGGUCGUCUGCUCCUGGAGGUCAGGGGGGUCAACGUGGAUCUGGCCUGCAGACAGCAGGGGGCCACGGCACUGAGCAUCGCGGCUCAGGAGGGCCACGCCAAUAUCGUUGCCAUGCUACUGGAGGGAGGGGCCAACCCAGACCAUGUAGACAAGUACGGCCGCAGCCCCGUCAAGGUGGCCGGGAAGAGGGGCCACUUCACCAUCGUCAGGCUGCUGGAGAGCUACGGAGCCAAACCGUACUCAGUCCGUCUGCCGCCGUCCAACACCCGGUCGCCCAAGUCAUCCACUGUGAAGAGCCCGUCCUCCGUCGGCUCAGGGAGUAACGUGGCCCAGGCAGGGCGUCAUCAUGGUGCUAGCACCUCCACCUCCUCAGCCUCCUGCUCCCCAGGCUCCACAGCCGAGCACUUCCACUCCAUCCAUAGCUCCCAGACAUCCUCCUCCACAGCCCACUCCCAGGCCACGGUGCAGACUGUCCCUGCUGACAGCUUGUCCUUCACCCAGCAGAUCCAGCAGCACUCCCUUCCACGCUGUCGCUCCCGUCACUCCACCCUGCCUCCACCUGGCUCCGCCCGUGGCAGCCUGCACGGAACCAACCACAGGGCCCAGUGCCCUAAGGCCAGCCCUCCUCCACCUACCCUCUGCACAGUCACGGCCAUGGUGCAUGACUCUGAACAGACUUACAAAGGCUACCCAGCAGGGUUCGACUAUCCCAGUAAACACGACCCCCCCAGCCUGAUCCAGGAGGAGAGGUCUCAGUACGGAGGGGGUAGGUGGAACUCUGUCAUGGCUUCUCUAGGGGUGACGCCUGGACAAGAUGGCCCCAAAAACAGGGACAGUCUCCCUAUGGGCUACCCCUACCAGGUCCAGAGCCCGGCUCAGAGAGAGACAUGGGAGGAGAACCGGAAGAUGUCUAUAACCGCCGGUAGUGCCUUAUCUCCUCCCUGCAUGGUGGUCAUGACGACCACGGACCCCCAGCUCAACCUGAAACAGGCCAUCAAGCUGCAGUUUGAAGGGCCCACCAGCGCUGCCUUAUACAAGAGGGAGACGCCCCUGUGAACUCUGACCUAACGAUGCUGAGUAUAGUGACCUGUUAUGACCAGAAAUCAAUUUUCACGAACUUCCCACUCAAAAGAAACUGUUAUUUGGACACCAGUUUCUGUUACUUAGUGUCCAUUUUUCUAUUUCAUCACAUUAACAUUUAACAUUUAAGUCAUUUAGCACAUUGAUCUUCCCCAGAGUUAAAGUCAAGUCUACAGUGGUAUUAUAUUAUAUAAACCACCUUUUAAAACCAGAGCUUCAUUACACCGUGACCUCUCAUAGAGGGCACGUCGCAAAACUACGUCCUGUCCUAUUUAGAGGAAUGCCUGGCGUUUUAAUGACAGCAUUCUCUGUUGUGGGUUCUAGGUGGACGUGGGAGUUCAAGGGUCCGUUUUCAGAACGGAUAAUGGUUCUUACGGGGCAGAGGAGAGCAGAAGGGGCAUCUCUCUCACCCCCCCCCACAGACUUCAAAGCCGUUUACAUUCCAGACUUUUUCCGUCGCCUGUUCUGAGCAGCUAAAUAGUGGACACACACACACACACACAUUCCUCAGACACAAAGCCUUGUGCCAUGGACAAGUCGGAUGGAGAGGGGCUAUCGGUCCACCCUCCUGCUGAUCUACCACACAGAGACAGGCCAGAGUGUGUGUGACAGUUCUCUGACCAGAGAGAGAGAGAGAGAGAGAGAGAGAGAGAGAGAGAGAGAGAGAGAGAGAGAGAGAGAGAGAGAGAGAGAGAGAGAGAGAGAGAGAGAGAGAGAGAGAGAGAGAGAGAGAGAGAGAGAGAGAGAGAGUGUGUGUGACAAUUUUGUGACACACAGACCCAACACAGGGCUGUGGUCUCACCAGGGUUUGACGCUUAACCAAUCAUCAAUGGACUUCUUCAGAAAUCAAACGUUUCUACUCUACGGGGGAUGAAAAACAUUCAUUUGAAGCCACCACAGAACAGCCAAUAUACGUGUGAAAGAGUUCUCACUAAGAUGAGACGAGAUGGGCAAGGAGACCCACGACAACACACUCACACAGGACUUAAGAUCGUUUUUUUUAAUAUAUAGGAGCUCUUUUUCACACCGUAGCUGUUUUGAAAGCCAUGAUUCUACUGCCUGUGUGAGGGCACUAUUGAUGCCUUGAUCUUCCUCCACAGUUUUGCUCUCUCUACUUUUCCCCCGAGACAUGGCAGGUAUUACCAGCUUGGCGUCUGUCGACGUGCAUCUAUGGGCGGCCACGAGCCAUACAAAUCCAGCAGAAAAGACCGCAGUCCCACCAAAUCUUGACCUUGGCCUACGAUGCUGUUGAAAUGACCGCUAUGUUUAUGACAUUAUUAACCAACCAGCAGGCGGAAUGUUCCAGCACACUCUGAGUAAUGCCGUUGGAAAGGAACUGCUACUGGUGACAUAAAUCUAACGAUAGAUUAGAAAAGAGAGACAGAAAGUGGGACUUUAGCUAUUCAUUUUAAAUCAUUGAUCUGGCCUAAGUGUUGUCCAUUUGUCCUUGUUGCCAUUUUAUUCACAUUUGAAACCAUAAUGCCGUUCUUUAAUUAAAAUUGCAGACGUGCUGUAACUAAUGUCCAA